UUCGGACCUUGGCUCCUCGCUGUAAGUCAUUAGUGAGUGUUAUUAAUAAUGUAAUAGUUUGAAAAUGGAACGUGGUGUAGCCUAGUUUGUUUUUUUUCAGAAAAUAAACUCUUUAAUCUUCGAUCACUUUCAGUUAUCACUCAUCUUUUUGUAACGUAAAAGUGCGGUUUAUAAUGGUGAACUUAACGUCAGUGCUCAAGUGUCAAAAAUACUUUCAAACUCGAUCAUCUUUCAAGUUACCUGAUAGGUCUAUUCUAAAUUGGUAUCCAGGACACAUGUACACCGGUUUUAUAGAUAUGCAGAAAAAACUGAGAAAUAUAGAUUGCAUUAUUGAAGUUCACGACGCCAGAAUUCCGUUAUCUGGGAGGAACCCCAGAUUUUCUGAGCAAAUUUGUUCUGUUAGACCCCACAUUUUAGUUUUAAAUAAAAUGGAUCUUGCUGAUCCCAAUCUCUACGAUGUUGCUGCGGACGCCUUAAAAUCUCAGGGCUCUCCAAGAGUAAUUUAUACGAACUCCAAAGAUCAACAGUGUGCUGGUGUAAAGCGUAUCAUUCAUGAAAUGGUGAACAUUUUUUCAUCAUCAAAUCGGUUCAACCGCUCCGAAGAAAAAGAAUUUACAGCUAUGAUUAUUGGUGUGCCUAAUGUAGGAAAGUCAUCCUUAAUUAACACUUUGAGAAAUAGAAACAUGAAAAAACAAAAUGCUGUGAAAGUAGGUGCUGUAGCAGGAGUCACCAAGGCUGUAGGUGAAAGAGUAAAAAUCUUAGAAUCUCCUCCAAUCUACAUUUAUGACACGCCAGGAAUUCUCCAACCGUCCAUUCCCAAUGUAGAAGUUGGUAUGAAACUGGCUCUUUGCGCUAUUUUCAAAGACACUGAUAUUGGAUUCCAUUUUAUGGCUGAUUAUCUAUUGUAUUGGUUAAAUAAGAAUAAUAAUUACUGCUAUAUAAGUUAUUUAGACUUGAAAGAGCCAUCGGAUAACAUUGAUGAAGUCUUAGUUCUAUCUGCAAUUGCUAAAAAAUAUUUUAGAAAAUCAAAACACAAUUGGAAUAAUGGAUCCAACGUAGUACCAGAUACUGAUAAAGCAGCUUAUAGUUUUGUGAACGCUUUCCGACGAGGUAUAUUCGGAGAAAUUACUUUGGAUGGACACAUGCUUAGUUAAUUAUUGGAAAUGUUUUAUAGUAAUAAAUAAAAUAUAUUUAACUAAGAAAAA
This is a messenger RNA of Nilaparvata lugens (brown planthopper), 1205 nucleotides long. RefSeq names its product mitochondrial GTPase 1. Gene Ontology annotation, molecular function: GTPase activity; GTP binding. The coding region runs from base 174 to 1154 and encodes 326 amino acids. Gene Ontology annotation, cellular component: mitochondrion. The record is from RefSeq and is a predicted model, not a curated record. Lineage: Eukaryota; Metazoa; Arthropoda; Insecta; Hemiptera; Delphacidae. The transcript has a single exon.